Messenger RNA from Trichoderma reesei QM6a, 2424 nucleotides. RefSeq lists its product as uncharacterized. NCBI's taxonomy places the organism in Eukaryota, Fungi, Ascomycota, Sordariomycetes, Hypocreales, Hypocreaceae. Gene Ontology annotation, molecular function: DNA-binding transcription factor activity. The transcript has 3 exons. The annotation marks the transcript as partial. The record is from RefSeq and is a predicted model, not a curated record.
AUGGAACCGUCCAGUAAAAAGCGGAAGCUGGCUCCCAAAGUGACCACUUCUGUCGCUACCAACCCUCAGCCUGCUGCGCAGUAUUCUCACGAAACGCCGCCACAGCAACAGUCAUACCCCGUACACGAUGCUGCCCUUGCCGAACGACAGGACUUCGAGGCCUUUGCGCGUCAUCUGCAGGAUGCCGCCAUGCUGAUACAGCGCCAGACGGAGCGUCCGCCUCAUAGCGACGUCUCCGUCUUGCUAUUAAGCUGGGAAGAGGACCACACGGUGGACGAGGAUGUGGCCGCGGUCGAGCAGGUCAUGCAGAAGCAGUACGGCUUCACCACUCAGCGCUGGCAGAUCCCCACCGUACCAAACCCCAGCAUCAAGCUCGGCGUUCAGAUGGCUUCCUUUCUCGAGAAUGCGAGGCCCAACCACCUCCUCAUUAUAUACUACGCUGGUCACGGAUAUGCCGGUCCCGAUGGCCAGCUAUAUUGGGCCUGCAAUGCGCGCGAAGACGCUGCCAAGCUCAAAUGGGAUGGCGUGCGGUGCCUGUUCGAAGACGCCCAGUCCGACAUUCUCCUGCUCCUGGACACAUGCGCCGAUCCCGAGCCCGCAGCUGCGGGUAGCCACGGUGUCAAGCAAGCCAUCGCUGCAUGCUCUCCAGAGCACAAGUCUCGACACGAACCCGGUCAACGAUCUUUCACAUCCUUCCUAGUGGAGGCACUUCACAGGCUAAGUGGCGGACAGCAACCCUUCAGCGUUCAGAGAUUAUACGAGGAAACCCGUAGCAUAAAGCAGCAGCAGCGCGCGAGAAGCCCACCUCUGGCGAAUGGCGCGACGACUUCUGCUUCGCCAACCAUGCCCAUAUUCUUCACUCUGACCCCUGGCAAGGGGCAGAACCUGAUGCUGGCGUCCAUGGUCGGCAGGCCGCCUGCGGCUUCGACGAAUGGCGAUGCGUCGGAUGGGCAGAGCAGCCGCUCUCGCGAAGAUCAAAUCAUCGACCCGGAGUCUGUAGCUGACAUUAGGUUUGAAGAGCCGCGGAUACUGGUCUGCACAACAUUCGUGGGAGACGCGAGUCCAGACAUGUCCUACUUUCACCAGUGGCUGCAGAACAAGCCAACUCUUGGCGCUUCCAUUGCUGUCGAGGGCAUGUUUCUGGGGCCCCCCACGAUGCUGCUCAUCUCCAUGCCUCACUCCAUCUGGAAUGUGGUUCAGCAUGACAAGGUCUGCUGCUUCUUGGGCUACAUUAGUUCGCACAACAUGAUCCAUUUGUAUGAGAAGCUGGUUGGGCCCGCCGGCAUCCGUCCAUCUGCGAAGGAGGUGGAGGACGGCCGGAUUCUGCUGGAGGCCAGGGAGCUGGCGGCGGGAACACCUUCGCGAGCGCGACGCGAACCCGACCAGUACCUUCACGCUGCGGCUCGCGAUGGCCUCGAAUACAGGUCGCAAAGCAGCCCGUCUGGGGCGGCAAGCUAUACCCCGGCCGCUCCUCGAAGCAUCGCGCCAAUCAAGCCCAAGGACGAGGUCGAGGACUCCGCAGAGAUGCAAGAAGCCGCAGAACAGCUCAAGGCGCUGAGCCACGUCCGACCUAGAAGUGACGACGGCCCUCCGCCGCCUGUCGCAGCUCAGCCCCCUGCGCCUCCUGUGGUCCGGCAUCGCACAACGCUUCCCGACGGCGUUCCGGAAAGGCAUAUCGAGCCAAACAUACCCCGGGACGCCCUUGAACCAGGCGCCGAUGCCAUGGCUGUGGAUGCAGCCCCCAACUCGCGCAUCAAGGCGCCUAGACGGUCUCUCCCCAAGCAGGAAACUCGCUGUGACCACUGUACUCAUGCGCCGUUCAAGGACUCUUCGUCGCUCCGGAAGCACAUUGCCGCAGCCCACACGCGCCCCUUCCCCUGUGCCUUUUCCUUUGCCGGCUGCGCAAGCACCUUUGGGUCCAAGAAUGAGUGGAAACGGCACAUUGCUUCACAGCACCUCUGCCUAACGUACUACUGCUGCUCUGCAUGUCCGCAGAGCUCGGCCGAAGGCAAGGGCAACGAGUUCAACCGCAAGGAUCUCUUCACCCAGCAUCUCCGCCGGAUGCAUGCGCCGUUCCAGAUCAAGAGGACCAUCGCCAAGGGCGACAGCAAGCUGCAGGCCGAGUGGGAUGCUCAUGUCAAGGAGAUGCAGCAGUCAUGCCUGGUGACGAGGCGACAUCCUCCCCAAAAGUCGGCCUGCCCCAGGAAAGAAUGCAAUGCCCUUUUCGAGGGCCCGACGUCCUGGGACGAGUGGACGGAGCAUGUCGGGCGGCACAUGGAGAAGGGCGAGGGCCAGCGGCUGGGCGUCGACAAGCUGCUAGCGGAUUGGGCCCUUGACGAAGGCAUCAUCGAGCUGAAGAGCGACGGCGAGUACCGAUUGUGCGCCACCAACGGCGCCCUGGCUGGCGGCAGCAACGGCAGCGUG